UCAGGAACAACCCCCACAAGCGAUACCCUCUUUCUCAGACGAAACGAAUGGAGGGAAUGGGAAUGCGACGCCCACCGAUGUGCCCGGACCGCAACAGGAUAUGGUUAUGGAUGAUGGAGUCGGUCCCGGAAUUGAUGCAUCUGUGUAAGCUCCAACUAGUACUCGUUGCUGUCUUGAAUAUGGCUACUAACAAGGAAUAUAAUAUAGUCCAACCGGCCCUCGGAAUGCGCGGAAUCAAAAGCAAAAUGGUCGAGGCAGAGGCAUCCUUGGCCAGCUUAGUCGUGCGAUGGACCGGUCCAACGAAUCCGUCCUUCACCGAGUUCGAAACCAGCAAGGAACCGAGAGGAUAAAUUCACAUCGAGAUAGCUCCAGGGGCAGCAGAGGCAGUCGAGGUGGCCACAGGGCUUCAAUAGGGAGGCAGAUGGGUAGCAAUGUGCCGAUGGGGAUGGGGAUGGGAAUGAACAUGGGCAUGGGAAUGAAUCAUAACCAGAUGCAGAACAUGGCUCAACAAAACAUGAUGAACAUCACUCCACAACAGCAGAUGCAGAUGAUGUCAAUGUUUGAGGAGCAAGCACGGAUGAUGUCUCAGCUCAUACCCGGGUUUGUCGCUCCUGCGAUCAACCCAGCCUUCCAGAAUGGCCCUCCGCAACAGGCACAGGGCCGAUCACUAUUCGAACGCGCGGAGUUCCAACCCAGCCGACGGAACCAGCAGUCUUCCCAAACUACAGCUGCCGAUGUUGAGAUGGACGGUUCUGAAAGUAAGCCGGCCGAAGGACAGCCGGCACGGGAAGCCCCUGGCCCGGACACAGUCUGCCGAUUUAAUCUUAGGUGCACAAACAAGGACUGUCUUUACGCUCAUCAAUCCCCGGCUGCACCUGAAGGAGCCAGCGUGGAUGUGAGUGACAAUUGUCCAUACGGAGCCGCGUGCAAGAACCGGAAAUGCGUUGCCCGACACCCAUCACCUGCCCAAAAGGCUGUCCACCAGGCAGAGGAGAUUUGUCGAUACUUUCCGCACUGCACAAACCCUAAAUGCACCUUUAAACACCCAAAUAUGCCGCUCUGCAGGAAUGGGGCGGACUGUUCGACUGAGGACUGCAAGUUCACGCAUCUUCAAACGCCUUGCAGAUUCAAUCCUUGCCUGAACCGAACCUGUCCGUACAAGCAUGUUGAAGGCCAGCGCGGAGCUUUCACCGACAAGGUCUGGCGUGCCGACAGCGCAAAGCCAGAGACGCCCCAUGUUAGCGAGAGAAAAUUUAUCAGUGACGAAGCUGGCGAAGAGGAGCUGAUCAAACCCGGCUCAACUCCCUCAAAUGAUGCCGGUAUCAUUACCUAAUCUACCGCUGCAACCGCCUUCCCUCUCCCUAUAUGACCUGAUCUUUCUCAGUUUCCUCCAAAUGCCUACCAAUUUGAAUCGCUAAACGUGGUUUUCUCAAUUACAUCUCCGGAAGCCUUUGUGCCAGGCGCGACCCCCAUAUUUUUUCUGCUUCCUUUCCUCUGCCAAAAAGAAUUUCUUUGCCUUUCCUUUCUUACGAUCUUCCGAGCAUGAGCGGCGUUGGAUCAGGGUGAUUUUUUACUAUAUCUGCCUCGACUUCCUUUCGGCUGG
Messenger RNA from Trichophyton rubrum CBS 118892, 1603 nucleotides. RefSeq lists its product as uncharacterized. NCBI's taxonomy places the organism in Eukaryota, Fungi, Ascomycota, Eurotiomycetes, Onygenales, Arthrodermataceae. The record is from RefSeq and is a predicted model, not a curated record. The coding region runs from base 287 to 1333 and encodes 348 amino acids. The transcript has a single exon.